Messenger RNA from Heterostelium album PN500, 1176 nucleotides. It is a transcript of the gene mcfJ, whose product is annotated as mitochondrial substrate carrier family protein. The transcript has a single exon. Lineage: Eukaryota; Evosea; Eumycetozoa; Acytosteliales; Acytosteliaceae. The record is from RefSeq and is a predicted model, not a curated record. The coding region runs from base 1 to 1176 and encodes 391 amino acids. Gene Ontology annotation, biological process: transmembrane transport.
AUGUCUUCUGUAUCAAGACAUAUAGAUGAUCAACAACAAGAACAACAUCACCAACAUGAUAUAAAUGUAAAUAAACAUAGUAGUAAACAAGAUAACAACAACAACAACGAUAACAGUAACAGUAGUAGCAAUAGUAAUAGUGGUCAACAAAACAAAUAUAAAAAUGCACAGAAAAUAACAUGGGACGAUUUAGAUCCAAAGAAAUACUAUUUCUAUAAUAUGUUGUUUGGUGCGUCGAUCGACGGUUUCAUGUAUCCGUUGGACGUUGUCCGAACACGUCUACAAGUGCAGGGCUCAUCGAUCAUCAAACAGACAUUCCCUGUGUAUACAGGCACCUUCAAUGGCAUGAAGAAUAUAUAUAAAUACGAAGGACUACGUGGAUUCUACAAGGGAUUCCUUCCGAGUGAGGUCGGUUAUCUCUCGUCAAAGAUCGUGUACUUUGGCGUGUACGAACAGUCGAAGCAAUACUUGAAUCGCUCCGAGUUUGGCGCGGCAAGUAGCUACCUGUCCGGAGGUAUAGCGGAACUCUCGAAUCUCGUCAUCUGGGUGCCAUUCGAUGUGACCACUCAAAAGUGUCAGAUCCAAGGACAUCUCGGCGAGACAAAGAGCGCGUGGAGCAUAUUCCGUCAGACGUACGAGGAGCGUGGCAUUCGUGGACUUUAUCGUGGAUUUGGCGCGACCGUCGUGAGGAAUGUUCCGUAUAGCGCCGUCUGGUGGGGAUCCUACGAGAACACUAAAAACUACUUGCACCAGCUCGAUAUUCGUGGAAAACUCGGACUGCCCGCGCGAAACUCUGACCACUUGGCGGUGGCCGAACAACUGGACGAUUCGCAUCUCGUCGAAAACGAAGAUCCCAUUGUACAUAUGUUGGCGGGUUUGACUGCCGCCGUCAUCUCAACGACACUUUCCAAUCCUCUCGAUGUCGCCAAGACACGUCUUCAAACUGGAUCGAUCGCACAAUUCGAGAAUCACAAUCAAGCAACCGCCAACCAACCAAAAACACUAUCGUCGUUCUUGAAACGUUCACAUUUCAUCUCUGUGCUGGUGGACACUGUCAAACGAGAAGGUGUAAGAGCACUCUGGAAAGGUUUGGUGCCAUCACUACUUACAUCCGCUCCUUACUCUAUGAUUUCCAUCAUUGUAUAUGAAGAAGUAAAGAAACUAUCAUUAAAAUAA